AUGAAGAAACAAGUUAAAGAAGAGAGAAUAGCCGCAGUCAAGAAACGUAGUUCAACGUACUUGAAAAAAUUCACCGUAGCAGUUUUCGGGGAAGCUAGGACAGGAAAAUCAUCCUUAAUUCGGACCUUCCUUGGAGAGACAUUUAAAAAUGACUAUGAACCGACCAUAGAAGACUUUUACUCCAAGCAGAUUGUCUACAACGACAAAAAUUACCAAGUGGAUAUCAUAGACACUUGUGGUACAGAGAAUUUCCCAGCCAUGCGGAAAGUGGAUAUCAACAAGGCAGACGCCAUUUUGCUUGUGUAUUCUUUGGACAAUCCGCGCUCUUUUGAGCGGCUUCGUGAGCUAAGAGAGGAAGUCUUUCAAGAACGAGGCAUUGGUUUGCCUGUUAUGGUUGUAGCGAACAAAUCAGACGUCGUCAUAGAUGGACAUGCUUUAGAAAUGAAAAUGAAUGAUGGAUCUUUGGUGAACACUAAAUAUGUCGCUGAGAAGGAAUGGAACGUAUUGUGGACGAUAACUUCAGCCAAAAUGGCGUGGGGUAUCGAGGACAUGGUCCAUGGACUCAUUGAUGCAUUCUACGCCCGAAGAGCACAAACAUUGCCAACUAAAGGUAGCUCAUGGUUAAAAAGGAGUCCUAUACUUAACAGCUUACGGCGGAAAUCCAAGUAAAAUUUUGAAAUGACUGCCGGUCUCACUUAGUUUCUGCGAGUAGGCUUUCAACAACUAUAUGAUAUGAAUUUACGUCGCUAAAAUGUUUGUUUUCCUUGCGUGGAGCGUCGUUCACGAUGCAUGAUAUUUUUGUUUUUGGCUUCACGGUUUGCUGCAUUCGUGGAUGCACAGAAUUUAAGCCAUUUGUUUUUUUUUCAAAUGCUUUCAAGACAAACCAUUGUUGACUAUCUAGAGUAUCAAAUAACCCUGAUUCAUUUGAAAAUCUACUCGCUCUUUUCUUAAAAUGUCAUAAUCCUAAUCAAGGCAGUUUUCAGAAGCAUAUUUCAAAUAACAAGCUAAAUACUAUCUUAGUCAUCUAAGUGUGUUAAUCAGUUAACAAUAUUGAAUCAUCCAUUUCUCAGAAGUUUAUUUUCCCCGAAAUUGACGCAAAUUAUGACUGGAAAUAAUAUAAUUUGAACGACAGUUGUUUAUAUGAAUUAUACUGAAAUUAAAGAUAAGCUUUUUAUAGUGAUUGACAUUGUCCUCGUGGUAUGUUUUUAGAGGUAUUUUUAUUUAAUCUGAUAUCAGAGGUUCCAUGCUGAGACCCGCGCACGAGAGCAUACUUUGCCCUACCGGUUGUUUUUAUUCGGCCAAUAGCUAGUUUCGCCCAUUAGCCCUUACGAGUAGCAAGCAUCUUAUAUCCUCUGACAAUAUCGUUCCAGAGUUACUCAUUAAGGUCACGAGAACAAAGGGAAAUGAUCACCAACUGAAGAAGCUAUUGAUUGUAAAACGAACACUCACUGUCAGCACCUAAAGGGAUUUAUGGAGAAUGGUAUGGUGAAUAUGCACAUUCAAAAAAAGCUUUCUGAUGCCGUGAUUUCAUAUCUUCUCUUAGCCCCAUUUUCCGUCAAAGUUGGGCCUUGUAGUCGAGGGUCAUUAUAGCAUUGCGCUAAUCUAUAGUGAUAACGCACUGCAUGACAGAGCGAGAAAAUAACACGCGCAAUUUGAGAACGCACGCGAAGGCGAGGGUCGCGUGCGUCGCUCCAGCUCCAAAGCCAUAAGAGGGUUAGCCUAAAUUAGCCUAGGCGUAAUUUUGGCGAGCGAGUGCUCAAUAUUUUCUUAACGACAAUUAUGGCCGCCUUCUUUGAUUUUAAUGGCAGCGGUAGGCUGGGGAGAGAGAGAAAUUUAUGUCAAGAGGGUGAGCGACGGUUAAAAAUAAGGAGAAGUGUUAGGGUGGGGGUGAAAAUCUCGCCUCCCCCCCCCCCCUACUGCUACUGCCUCUAUUUCCAAAUCAAACAUGGCUGGUUUAAUGAACGACUGCGAGCUUCUUAAAGUUAACUCACCCCAAUAAGACGCCUGCACUGCAGGCUAGAAGAGAUCAACAGGGUUCGACGGAGGUACUUCUUCUAACGUACAUCAACUAUGGGUGGCUUUUCUCCUGGCUAGGGGUGACCAAGUCGAGAGGUCGCAGUUAAAUUAACACAGAAAAAAUGAAAUACACUUAAAAAGGUGUGGAAAGAAAAGCCCCCGUCUCCUCGCGCGUUUCUCAGAUCUCGAGGAACGAACACGACGCGCGAGAGACCACGAAAAGACAAAAGUAGCACCGUGCCCCCUCCGUGAAGGGCGUUUGUUUGUGGGACAAUACUCCCCAGGAGAGCUAGCUCGCAGGUCAAUGUUUCCAGGGACUGUUGGGAAGUUGUAAAAUUCCUUACAACUGAUCUCGAGGGGAAAAAAAACCUUGCAGGGGUAGUCAGCCCACCGAAGUUAAAUCUGCGGACUAAACGAUGGAUCUAAUGCAUUAUAAGGACAGUUUUGAUAUUCACCAGCUAUUUUAACACAAGGAGAUUGUUCCUGUCAGAUCGUGUAGAAAAUAGCAUGUUCUAAGCGUUCAGUUGGUAAAUGGAAGCGCCAUAGCAUGGGAAGCUGUUCAGUACCAAUAGAGAAGUAAAAAACCGAGGGAGACUUGGGUCGGGUCGCAACCUGACUCAUGACUCCCUCGUUCCCUCCCCCUCCCUCCCUCGCUCUGCAUAAAAAUUAUCGCAAUCGCCUUAAGCUUCUUACGCUCCUAUGUCUCUUCUUUCUGUGUCAGCUAACUCAUCCAUAAAUUUCACAUAAGAGUACAGAUUUCCUUGACUCAUGUGUUAAUUUGUAACUUAUUGACUGAAUGGGAGGGCCAAACGAGAUAAUAUGUGGCUCAAGGUCUUGACGUACGGGACCGAGUGCAGAGAGGUCGGUGCGUCAUGAACUAGAGCCAAUUAUUUUACGUCAAGCCCGACCUAACUCAUGAAUAAAGAGGGUGAGUUUCCAAAGAAACUGUGGUGCUGCGUCGGUGGGAGAGUUAAACAGGGUAAUUUAGUAUCAUCAACCGAGUUGAUAACGUAAUUUAAAUUUGGCCAUCACCAAGAGUUUACAAGCUGACGUUUCGAGCGAUAGCUCUUCGCCAGAUCGAGAGCGAUUGGAGGAAUUGUGGGUUUUGUGUGCGUUCCUAUGCAGAACAUGGAACUACGCCAUUGGUUGGAAUAUAGUGACGAGAAAACGAGAACAAAUUAGUUGAAUAAAAAGCGCUUGUUGAUACCCUGAGGAUUAAGAGUUCCGAUUUGAAAAAAUAAAUUUUAUUUUUAGAGUUUUGCGGCUUUCCGAACCGCUUAGACUCACCUCCGUUGAUAAUACUAAAUUACUGACCUAACUCAGUCAAUAAGCAUUUCAUCAAAUGACCUAAGAUUUAAAAUUUCGUCAAGUUUGUUUUGACUAAAUGAGACGAGAUAGACUGGCGCGUGCGGGAAAAACCACAAAAAAAGAUUCUACAAUAAGAAAGUUUCCUUAUUUUUCUUUCUUGUCAGAACAAGAAACUCACAAUUCAACAAAAAAUGUAAAUUAGUUUCUCAUUUUUGUUCACUAUUGUCACUAAUUUUUCAGCAACACCUGCGAGCAAUGUUUGUUUAUUUGUUUUUGCAAAGAAGCUGUAUAAUUGUUUAUCGAAAGUCCCUAUAGCUGAACGGGCUCGUAAAUCUAUGCUGAUUUCAUCAAAGAUGAAGGUUUGGGAAGUUUUGAAAAUUAUACAAUAAGAGUAUCAGCAAUUCUUAAAACCCCAGCUCGCCCAUUUUGUUUCCUUAGCCAAAAGUUUUUUUUGUAUCGUUUUUAAAACCUUCGAAACCCGUCCCCCAUCUGGAAUUUAAAAAAUUUCAGCUUUACCAGCCCCGUUAAGUUACCGGGACCUCCAAAAACGGGCUCCAAGGCCAGACGGCUUUUUCCAGACGGGCUUGCCUCAGCUUUCGGUAUGGUUUUCUAUGGUAUUGCAAGUGUGGGACUGGACAAGUAAUUUGAUAGUUACAAUUAUGUUAUAAAUGUGAAGUUUCAGUUCGUUUCAGUGUGUUAAGUCUACUUCUAGCUUUUCUCUCAGCUUGGUAAUACAAAAGAGCGCUACAACGCUCCCUCGAGGCAGCAGGAGAUUGAAAUAGUGCUUGAGCAUUGAAUAUUAUCGUGAUACAUUCCGGACAAGAUCCUCGAGGAGUUCGAGGAAAAAACUAAAGUUGCAGCUCAAACCUUCUCUUUGAAAUAUUCUCCUUUUCUCCUGUUCAGUGUAUCUUCACCUAUUCGAGAUCGCAAUAUAUCCUUGGUUAGGGCCUAUCUGAGGUACAACAGAGGUUCAGUUUGCAUUUCGUGGUAAAAUUACGCGGAAUUACAUUUUUGAGGUAACUAACUAUAGACGAAUAAUUUUGAUUUUCUCUCUGUUGGAGGAACAGCAGCACACUCUCUCUUAAACGGGAGAUGGAGGGCGUUGUGUGACGAGACCAAACAACGUAUUACCAUAUAUUAUCUGUGUUUGCUCAGAUAAAUUUGUUUUUUUUUUUUCGUCUUUCUGUGAUAUUUUCGUUUUUUGAAAGUUAUGCUCUUUUUGGUGACAAAAAUGAAAACAUUAAGUACACAAACUGUCUCAUCUCAACCCACCCAGUAUUAAAAAUAACUCUCGCAUGCUGCGCAUGCCUAUGUUUUGUACGCGUUGACGAUUUCAGAGAGUUUAUCGGUAUAUUAUAUAUCAUGGUUUGUGGUAAUUUGGACAUAAACUUACACUUCCCUCGUAUAAACAUUAUCUUAAUCCGUUUAUGGUAAAACUGCGGCGAAAAGGUGUUGAUCUCUUUCCAAAAUCGUUUUUUUGGACGUCGAAACAAACUUUCGCCAUAUAUUUGCAAUGUUUGCCCAAUGGCACCUCAUUCAUUUUGAUUUACUGUUCCUAGUGUUAGCAUUUGGUGUUUGAAUCUCUAAGCCUUAAAUUUGCAAUAAUGUUUUCUUUAAAUUUUAAGUUUGCACUAAUGGACGAAGAAAGGUAUUAUAGAAUAUUAUGCAAUCAAUUUAAUUUAAGCGUAAAUCUGACAUCCGGUUCGCUGAGUAAUAACACAUGCUGAGUUAAGGAAAACUUUAUUCCUCCCUAACCGACUAACAUGAACUGAGAGAUCAUUUUCGUGGCAGGCUUAACGCAAAUAAAGGUUUUGCUUUACAACCCGCGCUAUAAUUUACCUCUUCCUUGACGGAUUAACUGACUGAGUCGGAUAAAGACAUUUAUUGUAGUUCUUUAAUUAGUGUAAAUGCACAUUUGUUUGUUCUAAGCACAAAUACAUUUUUUUAAUUAAUGAACUCUUUCAUGAGAAACUUGAACUGUGACGGCUACAACUGGCUCUAAUAACUUAACAUGAGAUGUGGAAACGAGAAAAGACUUUUCACUGUUGUAAAGAAACAGAUUUACUCUUAACAACUACAGCCUUGGAAAGGAUUGAAAAAUAAAAGAAAUCAAACGCUAUUGUUUGUACACAGUGCUUUGUCCGACAUAUGCAAAUGUACAACUGUUUUAAAUGCCUUCUCGGCCUCAAACGUGGAAUCGCUGUUGCAAUGAAAUUAGUCGAUUGUGCCACCUGCCAUGAACAUUUACCCUUAAAAAGCAAUUCCGUUUCAGAAGUCGCAUAUUUUGAAUGAAAAAGGAACGUGGGGUGAACUCGCCGCUUUCGUUGUAAUCGAAGUGUAAAAUCGACGUAGCGACAUUUAAUAUUUGGAUCAAUCUUUCACCCGGCCAUUAGCUUCCGCCCGUUGAAGGUGACGUCGAGACCUGUCACUUAAAGUACCUUUCUACCCAAAUCUCACGCCAAGUGAGCACUGACUUUCCCGCAUGCUCUCUCGCGUACCAUGGCGAAACACAACGAAGAAAAUGGCACCUAUUUGCAAAAGUUCACCAUUGCGGUGUUUGGAGACUCCGGAGUCGGUAAAACAUCUGUUAUCAGUCGACUUGUGGGAAUAGCGUUCAAUCACGAACAUCUACCCACUGUUGAAGAUUUUCACGUCAAGCAUUUAGCUUACAAGAACAAAACCUGUGAACUCCAGAUCAUCGACACCUCAGGAACGUAUGAGUUCCCAGCCAUGAGACGCGUUGACAUGGAAAAAGCAGACUCCAUUGUUUUGGUUUAUUCUAUGGACCGACCAGAAUCACUUACAAAGAUCGAACGCUACAUGGACGAAAUUAAGGAGAGUAACAACGCCACGCAGAGUGACAAACCUGUUGUGGUGAUUUCAAACAAAUCGGACCUCUCCCACUUGUCGUCACCAAAGUUUGUGGACAAACGAGGUUUAAAUAUUAGCGUAGGGAUGUAUUUAGAGGGCAAAUAUGGUUGCCAUUGGUUCGACUGUUCAGCCAAGCUGAACGAAAACGUUGAGGACAUAUUUCAGAAAGUGUUGGAAUACUUGUUCGACAACGGGAGUUCUAAGAGCAAAAAUGGUCGUGCACGACCUCCUAUUAGAAAGAUCAGUUCACUUAUUCACCAAAAAAUCAAAAUAUCUCGAUAA
Molecule: messenger RNA, 6477 nt
Organism: Pocillopora meandrina
Lineage: Eukaryota; Metazoa; Cnidaria; Anthozoa; Scleractinia; Pocilloporidae
Source: the annotation of a GenBank genome assembly